AUGUGGCGUCUCUGUGGAUUCAACCUGCUGCUGCUGCUGCUCCUCUGCGGAAGGAGCCAUUCCAUUGAUUCCGAGCCGGAGGAGGAGGAACCGGACCCCGACGAUCCCAUUGGAUUGAACAAAGAACUCUCCGAUCUGGUCAUCACCACGGCACUGGGCAAGAUCAGAGGCACCAUCCUGCCCUCCCAGUCGGGGCGCAACUUCUUUGCCUUCCGGGGGAUACCCUAUGCCAAGGCGCCCGUGGAACGACUCCGAUUCCGACCCCCAGAGCCCGUGGAGCAGUGGUACGACGUCUUCGACGCCACCUUCGACGGACCCAAGUGCCCGCAGCCGGGACUCGUCAGCGAGGACGUGAGCGAGGACUGCCUCCGGCUGAACGUGUACACGAAGGAGCUGCCCAACGAAUCGCAGCUGAAUGUCCGGCGACCGGUGAUCGUCUUCAUCCACCCUGGCGGCUUCUACUCCCUCUCGGGGCAGAGCAAGAACUUCGCGGGUCCCCAGUACUUCAUGGACCGCAGCCUCGUCCUCGUCACGUUCAACUACCGCCUGGGAUCGCUGGGAUUCCUGGCCACUGGCACCAAGGAGGCCACCGGCAACAUGGGUCUCAAGGACCAGGUGCAGCUGCUGCGCUGGAUCAAGCUGCACAUCUCGCGCUUCGGAGGGGACCCCAAUGCGGUCACCCUCUUGGGCUACGGGGCCGGAGCCAUGGCUGUGACGCUGCACAUGGUCUCGCCCAUGUCGCGGGGCCUCUUCCACCGGGCGAUCGUGAUGAGUGGCGCCGCCACGGGGCAGUGGACGCUGCCCGAGCACCAGAUGGAGGUGGCCAUGCGGCAGGCGACGCUCCUCAGCUGCCACACGGACAACACCACGGAGAUGAUUGACUGCAUGCGAGGGAAACACUAUCUGGAGUACGCAAAUACCCUGCCGCAAAUGUUCGACUUUGGGCGGAACAAUCCCCUGAUUCUGUGGAAGCCCGUGGUGGAGCCGGACUUCGGGCAGGAGCGCUUCCUCGUGGAGAGUCCUGUGCAGAGCUUCCAGAACGACGACUUCAUGAAGGUGCCCAUCAUCACGGGCAUGACCAAGGAUGAGUUUGUGGGUCCCGCCCUAUCUAUCCUCCAGAGUCCCUCCCUGCUGAGCACUCUCAACGCGAACUUCGAGACCCUGGCCCCCAUAUUCUUCAUGUUCAACGAGAGCAAUCCUCGGGCGGCGAACAUCAGCCAGGAGCUGCGGGAGUACUACUUCCAGCAGGAGCCCAUCGAUGCCAACCGCUCCCUGGCGGCCCUCUCCUCGCUCUACUCGGAUGCCCUCACCGGGUUCGGGAUCCAUCGGUUCGUGCAUCUGGCUGCGAGGUCCACCAAGGUGUACUGCUACCGAUUCGCGUAUCAGGGGGGUAGAAGCCACAUCUACUAUCCGGAGGAUGCCCCCUACGGGGUGGUGCACCACGACGACCUCAUGUAUCUGUUUGUGGAGCCAUCGAUCAGCCGCAUGUUCACGGAGGAUGACGACGAGUUCCGAAUGGUGGACAUAAUGGUCAGGAUUUUCUCGGCCUUCGCAUACAAGGGGGAUCCCAAUAAACCCACGGACGCUGCCCUGCGGGACGUCCGCUGGCGUCCCUUCAGCUUCAAGAAGCGCUACUAUCUGGACAUUGGCGAUGAGCUCGUCCUCCACGAGAAUCUCAACUCCGAGCGCUACGAGAUAUGGAAGCGUCUCUUUCCCUUGAAUUGGCGUCGCCAAACGAAGGACGUCUAG
Drosophila persimilis is the source of this 1749-nucleotide messenger RNA. Its product is annotated as venom carboxylesterase-6. Lineage: Eukaryota; Metazoa; Arthropoda; Insecta; Diptera; Drosophilidae. The record is from RefSeq and is a predicted model, not a curated record. The coding region runs from base 1 to 1749 and encodes 582 amino acids. The transcript is spliced from 4 exons.